UAGGAGUGAUUCGAAGGAGUUCAACGAGCUGAGUUGAACGACAUUAAAAUUAGCCCUAGUCUCAAUUAUGGGCCGAGAUAUACAUAUGUUGUCGAACUUUGAAAAACCAAAGAGGGAUAAUCCAACAUCAUACACUCCGCCACAUAAUUAUAUGAACACCCCUAAAUAUCACUUUUUACCGUAUUCAUAUGAAGAGCUCGUCGAUCUAAGUCAAAUGACACAAAAUCAGCUUGAUUCGAAGAUUUUUAACAUAAUUCCAAACAACUGA
Meloidogyne enterolobii is the source of this 268-nucleotide messenger RNA. NCBI's taxonomy places the organism in Eukaryota, Metazoa, Nematoda, Chromadorea, Rhabditida, Meloidogynidae. The record is from the annotation of a GenBank genome assembly.